UCCACGAGUCCAGCCGUGAAUUCGGGGGAGGAGCGCGGGCUCUUUUCCCGAACAGCGGCUGGUAAUCGAGCCUACGAGUUGCCUGAUUGUUUUAUAUCCAACUGAAUUUACAACAACUGAAAUGAAAUCACUAGGAAUCUUAACGAAAACAAAACGUUAAAACCUGGAAUUAGAAAUGCAAGGGCUUGUUGCAUACCAUAUAAUAAAGCUUAAUUUAAUUUCAAAGUUUUACACUAAUGAAAUAUAAAAUUCUUCGAUUCAGAAUUUUAGUCAGUUAGAGAAUUUUUGAGUGCCAUAGCUGCAUGGGUAAGGCUGGUAAAUGCCCCUAAAAGUAGCUCUUUCUAAAAAUUAGAUUGAUCGUGAUAUACCGACUGGGUUAGGUGAAUACGUAUCAUAAAACCAGCAGGUGUUUCGCUCAUCUAUCCUCGCGGACACUGUUUGAAAAUAACAUAAAACUAGAGUUUGAAGAUUUUCCAAGUAAUAAGAAAGAACCUCUUAUUGUAGGUUCCAGUCAUUAAAAUAAAAAUAUGUUUAUACACUAACCAUGAACUACCGUGUUCGUGCAAAUUUUUUACUCGUUUAACCGAAAGAUUUGAAGUACGUAGUUCGACAGUAGUGAUGACAGAUUACUUUUGUUUAAGGUAGCUGGUGUUUUAUUUAGCGUUUGCAGUUCGUGAAUAAUUAAUGUAAUGAAGAUACCAAUGAACUGGUUCUAAUUAAUGACUUCGUCAUUUCAGCACGUAUUUUACCUUGUUAAAGGAAGUCACAAAAUGAAUUUUGGCAAUAACGCUAAACUCGUGCUGGAAAGCUUACUUUUAGUCUGUUACUUAUUGAUUGGAGCAUUUAUUUUCCAAGCUCUUGAGAAGAAAAACGAACAAAGAGAAAAGACUCGUCUAAAAGACGAGAUUGCCUCGCUGCAAAGGAAAUACAAUAUAUCAAAUGAGGCUGUAAUAUCAUUAAAGGAGAUAUUCCAACGUCCUUAUGCUACGAAAAAUAUUGAAACAUGGAGCUUUGGAAAUGCGUUUGUUUUUGCUGGGACAAUUGUAACUUCUGUUGGUUACGGACACAUUGUUCCCAUGACAGCUUGGGGAAGGAUUUUCUGCAUUGUGUAUGCGCUAUUUGGGAUACCGCUGACCUGCGUGGUUUUCAAAUUAGUGGGCACGAACAUCAGCGACGUCAUCAAGAAGAUUAUCAGCGCAGUGAAAAAGAAAUGGCCGAGAAGUAAAUCGCAACAUUUGAAAGCUGCUGAAAGUGCGUUAGUUGCCAUAUUUCUUAACAUCCUUGCUCUUCUACUUAUUUCCUUGGUGGCCUUCUUUAGGCGAAGAGAAUGGACAUACUUGGAGAGUUUUUACUUCUGCUUUAUAACGUUUAGCACCAUAGGACUGGGUGAUUUUUUGCCAUUCGAGGACACAAACGUUGGAGUCACUGAAUACCUACUCAUGGCAGUAGCAAUCAUUCUGGGAUUUUCAAUGAUGUCCACGAUGCUUUGCGCUCUUAGUCAAGCGCUUGAGGAGGCCACCCCUCUACCAAAAGUUAGACCCUUAGGGACUACAACUGACACACACGGCGAAACAGACUUGCAAGCCAAUAAUAACAUAGAACUAAUCGAUAUUGAGAAGGUAAACGACACACAAACCUGCCAAACACAUACAAGAAAAAUAUCGGUAGGUUUGGUUACAAUUUAGUGUAUAAGUUUUGAAGAAAUGCAACAAAUAAUUAGCGUAAAGAAUGCACGAUUAUCUAGUGUAAUGAUUAGAAUGCAAGAUCAAUGCACGAUU
Messenger RNA from Orbicella faveolata, 1778 nucleotides. Its product is annotated as potassium channel subfamily K member 9-like. Gene Ontology annotation, molecular function: potassium ion leak channel activity; outward rectifier potassium channel activity. Gene Ontology annotation, cellular component: plasma membrane. Gene Ontology annotation, biological process: potassium ion transmembrane transport; stabilization of membrane potential. NCBI's taxonomy places the organism in Eukaryota, Metazoa, Cnidaria, Anthozoa, Scleractinia, Merulinidae. The record is from RefSeq and is a predicted model, not a curated record.